CGUACUUGAAACGGAAAGAAAGGUCGAGAUGCAUUCGUGAAUCACGGAAGGCUUCUUUCUUGGAACUCAAGCAUGCAUGCAUGCAUGAUUCAUACGUGAUCAAAUCAACGGCGGAUUCGGCGUGGAAAACGCACUCCGAGGCGGACUCCUCGAGGGAUCCAACGGCCUCGAUCGCGUCCUGGGGCCCGGGCCUAUAUAAAGCGCGCGGCGCCCGCCACCGAGGCCAUCGAUCGAUCAAGCACCAACCAACCCCGCGAUCCAGUCGAGGAGGGGACGAGGGUUUAGGCGGCGGCGGAAACCCUAGCUAGCUCAUGGCCGCCGCAAUGCCCAAUCUCUUCGACCUUCUAGACCUCGCCGACGGCGAGUACGGCGCGGCCGCAGUGUCCGUCGUCGUCAGCAAGAAGAAGGCCGAGGCAGCCGCCGCGGAGGCCGCCGCCAAGGCCGAGGCGGCCGCAGCAAGGUCCGCCGCGAGGGCCAAGGCCGCCGCCACCAAGGCUGCAGCGCAGGCCCAGGCCGACCCCGAGGCGCGCCUGGCGGAGGACAAGUCGGGGGUGGAGGAGCCGGAGGCGGAGAAGGAGCCCGCGCCGAAGCAGAGCUACUACAACAUCCUGCAGAAGCAGUAUGUUAAAAGAAAAUUGACGGAGGAGCAAAUAAAAUUGACGGAGGAGCAAAUGAAUCUGUUGGAGGAGCAAAGGAAUCUGUUGGAGGAGCAAAGAAAAAUGCCUGAGGAGCAUGGAGGGAAUGGGAACAGCGAAGCUCGAAGAAAAUUGAGGGAGGAGCAAAGAAAAUUGAGUGAGAGACAAAAAAAAUUGAAGGAGGAGCAAAGAAAAUUGAAGGAGGAGCUAGGAGCGAAUGUGAACGACGAAGGAGGCCGUGGCAGAGAAUUGAAGGAGAAGCAAAAUAAUUUUUGGGAGGAGCAAAGUAAAUUUUGGGAGGAGGAAAGAAAAUUGUGGGAGGAGCAAGGAGGGAAUGGGAACGGAGGAGGCCGUGGCAGAGGGCAAGAGCCUGUUGAUGGGCGUCGAGGCAGCUUUCAGGGAGGAAGGUGGUAUGGCAACAACAAUUAUUAUAGUGGCAAUGGAAAUGGCCACAACAAUUAUCAUGGUGGCAAUGGCAAUGGCCACAACAAUUACAAGGGUAAUAGCAAUGGUGGUUACGGGCAGGACUACUAUGAGAACAAUGGCCCGUAUCUACAAGAGGUAUAUGGUGGUUACGGGCAGGACUACUAUGAGAACAAUGGUCCGUAUCAACAAGAGGUGUAUGGUGAUGAUCAGUACUACUCACAUAGAUAUGACGAGAGGCAGACAGAAGGUGGUGACUACUACAAUAAUGGUGAGAGGCAGGGGUACCGUGGGGGGCAGUUUAUAAGGCGCCAGUACAGGCCCAAAGAGAAGGCGGUUUCUGAUGCUGGUACAGAUGCUGACCACAAGCCUGAAGAAAAGGUGCAGAAAGCCGGUGCUGUUAAUGGUGAUGCUCUGCCUGCUUCUGAAUCAGAGAAGUCUACAGGGGAUGCUGGAAAAGAUGAUUCUAAGGCAGGAGAAGGUGGCGCUGAAAACAAGAAGAGAUUUAUUCCAAAGGUGAAGCUCAACGGCUCUGAGAAGAGGAAGCUAAAAAAGCAAGAUCCAAAGGUGGAUGGUUUUAAGAAAAAUACCGACAAUGAACUGGAGAAGGUGAAGAAGAAGGAUUCUGAGGUUGAUGGUUCGAAGAAACAGACUGACAAGAAAACAAAGACAGGUUAUCUUCAGGACGAAGAGAAAAAGGACAUGACCCUUACUGAAUACGAGAAGAUUCUUGGAGAGAAAAAGAAGUCUUCCGAGGGCGCAAAAACUGAGGUGAGGAGGAUCACUGCUGAAGAAUUUAAGGGUCUGCAGAUCUUGGAGAAAAAGAAGCUAGAUGAUGAGGAAGAUAGCAAGGCAGAAAAAGUUCAGCACAAGGGAAAGGAAGCUAGCAAGAAGGCAGGAAAUGUUCAGCCCAAGGGAAAUGCAGAGGAAAUUGAAGCUCGCAAGGCUACCAUCAUGAAUGAGUUGUUUGAGCAUGCUGACAGACGGGAGUACUUUCCUCGCCCACCAAGGCGUGAAGAUGGCUCUUCAAACGGUAACUACAGAGGUGACGGCGCUCCUGGUCGCUUCAAUGGUGGUUUCCGGGGCCGCAGCCGUGACAACAGCUCCGAAUCUAGGGGUUCUGGCCUUGGUGAUAAUGGCAGAGUAACCGAGAAUGACGCUGGGAACAACGGCACCGGCGCGCCAUGCGGUGGCUACUAUGGCCGCGGGGAUGGCCGCCGCGAUGAGUACAGGGGAAGGGGCAACGGUGGAUACCAGCAGUCAGGCUACAGUGACAGGGGCAACGGUGGAUACCAGCAGGGCGGGUACAAGGGCAGAUACCAAGAGCGCGAUGGCAAUGGUGGGUACAGUGGCCGUGGCAAUGGCAGAUUCCGGCAGAGGGGCUACUCGGAGCGUGGCGGCAACGGCCGCUACCCUUCUCGUGCCCAAAUCAACGUUGAAGAUCCGGUUAGCUUCCCGGCGCUGACUGGGACAUCAGCAGCAGUGGGGUCUGCGGCUCCAGCUCCGGCCCCGGCCUCCGCACCGGCUCAGGCUCAGAACUAGGUUCCAAUCUUAGUUUUGUUUUUUGCGAGGAUGUGAGGAGAGAAGAUAGGAGGAAAGCCGCGUUUUUUC
Molecule: messenger RNA, 2669 nt
Organism: Phragmites australis (common reed)
Lineage: Eukaryota; Viridiplantae; Streptophyta; Magnoliopsida; Poales; Poaceae
Exons: 6
Coding region: 312-2600 (762 amino acids)
Cellular component (GO): nucleus; cytoplasm
Molecular function (GO): RNA binding
Source: RefSeq, a predicted model, not a curated record